Strongylus vulgaris is the source of this 207-nucleotide messenger RNA. NCBI's taxonomy places the organism in Eukaryota, Metazoa, Nematoda, Chromadorea, Rhabditida, Strongylidae. The record is from the annotation of a GenBank genome assembly.
AUGGCGGAGGCUGAAGAACGCCUUAUGCCCGGUCCUGAGGGCAAAACUCCUAACUUCUAUGAUGUAGAUCGUGGAGUGAAGACAGAGAGCUAUAUUACAGCUGUUUCACGAAAUCCCGUCCCUCCAAUCCAGCCGCCAGCAAAAGGUGUCAGCUAUAGCAAGGUAAUUGUUCAAUUCGCAUUAAAUGAAGCUAUCUACCACACCUAG